UGUGAGGUUGUGUUGCAAAAAAUUUUGUGUCCGUUUUUGUGUGAAAAUUUUCCCAUUUUCCGGUUUUCAAAAACCUUUUUUUAUUAUAUUUGUGCAUACAUUGCGUGGAGGAUUGCAAAAUGUCUCAGGAAGAGAAUAAUGCGCUUGAUGAUUCCAGUGUUACGAUGUUGGAUGUUUUGAAUGAGGAGCAGAAGCUUGAGGAAGAGAGCUUGGCUGUUCUUGGAGGAUCAGAUGAUAAAUUCUGCACGUAUUCGAAGGGAUAUGUGAAACGUCAGGCAUUGUAUUCGUGUCUGACAUGCUCUCCGGAAUCAGCGACGGAUGCUUCAAAAUGCGCUGGAGUUUGCCUGGCCUGUAGCUACCACUGUCACGAAGGGCAUGAGCUUGUGGAGCUCUAUACCAAGCGAAACUUCCGCUGUGACUGCGGGGGUGUCCGUAUGCCUGGGGUGAAGUGCUCCUUGGAACAAGAUAAAUCCGGGGAAAAUACAGAGAAUCGCUACAAUCAGAACUUCUCUGGGCUCUAUUGCUCCUGUCAUCGUCCCUACCCAGAUCCCGACGAUCCUAUUGAGGAUGAGAUGAUUCAAUGUAUCAUUUGCGAAGAUUGGCUUCACUGCCGACACUUGGAAGCAGCUGUCCCUACAGGGCAGGCAUUUUUUGAGAUGAUUUGCGCAGAAUGCAGCGAGAAGAAUGAUGUUCUGCACUACUAUCUUGGUUUAGCAGUGGGCAGAGUGGAGAAUGAGCCUGACACCGUGCCGGCGAAUGUGGAUGUUACAGAAGCUCAAGAGGAAAAGACAGUGGAUGAGAAGGUUGAUAAAGAAGUGACUCAGGGACCUUCAAAUGUUGAUGAAUCCAUGGAAUUGACGGAAGCUCCUAAAGCGGCUUCAGAAGCUUCAGAAUCUAAAGAGUCUCAGGAUGUUGACCAACCGAGUAGUUCUGUGGCAGAAGAUAAAGAACCAGAGGCCAAAAAGGCUAAAUUGGAUACAGAUGUACCCACUGAAAAGGAUGAAUCUCAAAUGGAGCCCUGCAAGAGACCAAGUGUGAAACUUACACAUAAACGAGGAGCAACAUUUUGGCCAGAAAAUUGGCGGGAACAGCUCUGCAAAUGCAGCGAAUGCCAGAAGGCAUACAAAGAGCUAAAGGUGGAAUUCCUUCUGGAACUUGAUGAUACUGUGCAGAGCUAUGAAGAGCAUGGGAAGAAUAAAAUCAAGGAAAGUGACUACGAGAGAGGCAUGAGAGCACUCUCCUCUAUGGACCACACCAAGCAAAUUGAUGCCAUCUCGGCGUACAAUCGCAUGCGAGAGAAACUCAAGGAGUACCUUCAUACAUUUGUGGCUAAUCGUCAAGUGGUCACCGAAGAGGAUGUUCGACGAUUUUUCCGCAUGAUGAAGAAUGAGAAGAAUGAGAAUCUUGGUCAGCCCCAUUUCUGUCGCUAAAUCUAUCAUCGCAGAACUAUUUAUUUCCUUUUUUCCACAGUAUAUACUUAUAUGAAUAUUCCAGUGAAGUUUAAAUUCCGGGUUUCAAUAAAAACCACUUAAUGUGAAA
Molecule: messenger RNA, 1539 nt
Organism: Lutzomyia longipalpis
Lineage: Eukaryota; Metazoa; Arthropoda; Insecta; Diptera; Psychodidae
Product: putative E3 ubiquitin-protein ligase UBR7
Exons: 2
Coding region: 120-1430 (436 amino acids)
Cellular component (GO): cytoplasm
Molecular function (GO): ubiquitin protein ligase activity; zinc ion binding
Source: RefSeq, a predicted model, not a curated record